Rubroshorea leprosula is the source of this 1342-nucleotide messenger RNA. The record is from the annotation of a GenBank genome assembly. NCBI's taxonomy places the organism in Eukaryota, Viridiplantae, Streptophyta, Magnoliopsida, Malvales, Dipterocarpaceae.
CUUUUUUGGAUAUGAAUGAUUUAUUGUCGUCCCGAACAUGUGCAAUUAAACUUCAAAAAUAGUGUCGGACUAAAAAAUAUGCAUCCUUCUACUUUGGUUGUAAUUUUGAUAUUCGCCUCGUCGUUCUUCUCUCACGCCACUAAUGCUUCAGGUGAAUCGAUCGGCGGCCCAAACUGCAGCCAGCCCUUCACAGACAUGUUCCACCAAAAAAAACUCACAAAAUGCAAGAAAUUAACCACCUUGGAAGCUGAAUUGGCCUGGAAUUACCGGGUAAAUGAUACCCGUAAAUUGAUUGAGCUUGAGGUUCUUGUUGGCACGACGGUCAUCACCUCCAAGGAGAACGGGUGGUUUGCAUGGGGUGUGAACCCUGAAAUGCCUAGAAUGGUGGGUACCAGGGCCAUCAUAGGCCCUAAGCUGCCCAAUUAUCAGAAACCGAUCAUUGACACGUAUAACAUCACUGGGGACACCAAGCGGGGCUGCACCCUCCGGCCAUCAAAGAACGUUUUAGGAGCGUACGACAUGAGUGCGGACUACAAUGACAACACCGGUCUCUUCACCAUUUUCGCCAGGCUGAUUCUUCCGGCGAAGGACUACGACAUUUCAAGCCUUAAUAUUGUUUGGCAAGUCGGGCAUCAUGUUGAUGGCUCGACGCCUCUGAUGCAUCGGACGACUCUCCAAAAUUUUGAUAGCAAAGGGAGACUGAACUUAGUGAACGGGCGGAGUCGCAGCAUAUUUGGACACCACAGGCACCGGCUGAGAAAGGUCCAUGGGAUCCUAAAUAUUAUUGGGUGGGGAACAUUCUUACCUAUUGGAGUGAUAAUUGCAAGAUACUUUAGGAUAUAUCCAUUCAAAAACAGUUGGUGGUUCUACCUUCAUGUCUGUUGCCAAACUGCUGGCUUUGUGAUUGGCACCCUUGGCUGGGGAAUUGGACUUGGUCUUGGACACUCUUCAAGAUUCUACAGCUUCCAUGUUCACCGGAUACUGGCUAUUUGCAUCUUUGCCUUCAGCACAUUACAACUUCUGGCUUUCCGUCUGAUUCCAACGAAGCAAGAUGAGUACAGGAAGCACUGGAAUUUGUAUCAUCAUUUUUUGGGAUACACACUGAUUGCCAUUAUCACAGUGAAUAUAUUUCAAGGGAUUGACAUAUUAAAGCCACGAAACGUUGGUUGGAAACGGACUUACAUUGGGAUCCUGAUGGCGUUAGCCAUGAUUUUUUUAGCUUUGGAGAUUUGCACAUGGAUUAAGUUCUUGGUCUCAAAGAAGGUUAAAAAAGGAAGGGAAACACCAAACCAUUAGCACACCACCCCCUUCAUCAACAUCUGGAUAAAGAAACAUGCAUGCA